Perkinsus marinus ATCC 50983 is the source of this 5214-nucleotide messenger RNA. RefSeq lists its product as hypothetical. Gene Ontology annotation, cellular component: late endosome; HOPS complex. The transcript is spliced from 3 exons. Gene Ontology annotation, molecular function: protein binding. Lineage: Eukaryota; Perkinsozoa; Perkinsida; Perkinsidae. The coding region runs from base 1 to 5214 and encodes 1737 amino acids. The record is from RefSeq and is a predicted model, not a curated record. Gene Ontology annotation, biological process: protein targeting to vacuole; endosomal vesicle fusion.
AUGACGGCCUCGUCUGCUAUAACACUCUCCACACCAGCAGCUAAGUCGUUGACCUCUCUGGACUACUCUUCAGUGGAGUUGCCGAUAAAGGCCUCCGUCAAGGGUGUCCGUACCGGCGUCUCGACCUUCCGCUUCACGUGCAUCGCAGCGUGUCGUGGGCCAAAGGUGGCCCUCGGUACUCAGCACGGGCACACCAUCGUCGUAUCCCAUGAACUGGGUGCCCAGAGGGUCCGGACUAUACGACCACCAGCGGAGGAUGCAGGGCCAGCCCGGAGCGUGGACUGGUCGGUGGAUGGAUCUGGACUGGUAGUAGGGUAUGCCUCGGGGGCAGUGGCGCUGUUCGAUGCCAAUACCUACGCCUUACAGAAGCUGGUUCGGGACAUGCAAAACAGUCCCAUAACGGCUGUGGCCUUUUGGGGGCCUACGGGGAGGCAGAACCUUCUGACGACAGAUGAGCUUGGUCGUUGCUACAUGCUCACUUUCAACACUUUUUUGGUGACGAUGACGUGUGAAAAGAAGCUCCUAUUAAAAAAGGAGAAACCAGUGAAGGCCAUGGCGGCUCUCCGAGGAUCCAAAAUGGUCGACGCUGGUUUGGUCGCGAUGGUAUCAGAGGAGGCCUUGACGGUGGUGGGCAUGGUCCCAACCCCGAGGCUAGUUUUUGAGAUGCCUUUGUCGGAGGCAGACUCCUUGAGCCUCUGUUGGUGUACUGAACCUGUCAUGCUUUGCGUCGGGGUCGGCAAGACCCUGCACAUGCUCAGGCCCCGAGAGGACUUGACGACGUUCGAUGUCAUCGGUCAAGUCCUUCUACCGUCGAAGGACUUCUCGACAGGCUUCAGGGGCAUUCGGUGUGUCGGUGGAGGUCUCGUUGCUGCCGUGGUGGCCCCAGCGCAGGAGCCCAGCGCCCGUGAAGUGAUCCUAGUGCAGACGAACAGACCCCGAGGGACGAUGCUGAGGGGCACUGGCCAGGUCGUCUACCGGCACAGGCUCUUGGGCACCUACUGCCCUGACCUCAUAACAGUCAUUGGCUCUACCGUCGUCCUUCCCGGUUACCAGGCUGGGGCCGAUUCCCACCACUUCACAGAGGUCACUGUGGGGUAUUGGCAAGACGAGAUCAAGAAGCUUAUGGAUCAGCAGGAAAUGAGUGCGGCUAUCACGUUAGUGUCUGGCAUUGGUAGUGGUAGUCUGCCCCAACUCGCUGACGUUUAUCGGCCGAAUUCGGUAGAAAUGGAAGCCCUCUUGCGGGUGUUCCUACUGGACAUGCCCAAGGACGACCUCGAGAGGGUCCAGGAGUGCGUGACCUUGGCCGUGGAUGCCUGUGCCAGUAUGGCCCUAUGGGACUUCCUUUACAGUGUUGUCUUUGCUCGUUGCGAGGCAUGUGGCGAAGCGGUGCGGGACGUCUAUUUAAAGGUAGUUGAGACCAGACUACGCUCCGGAGUCCUUCCUGCUGGUACCGUCGACUCUGAGAUCGUGGCCUUCGUUCUGGCGAGGUUUCAAGACGAGCUCGCCAAGGAUCCCACAGUGGAGGUGCGCAGGGCGGCGGAGGACUUCUGCCUAAGUGUGAACCCAGAGAGUUUGGACCUCAAUUUCACCACCCGAAUGGCGACCGAAUUCGGUCUUUGGUCGGUUGUGGUGUACAUUUACAACGUGGCCUUCGGUGACUAUACCACACCUUUGCAACUUUUCGUUGAUGCCUCAGUCAGGGCCAUGGAGAGGCUACAGGCCAAGGGCCAACGUCAGAGGCUCGCUAGCAUGCCUCUUGUGGAGUACCUUUACUCGUAUCUUGCUUCUACUCUGGCGGGGAAGCCGUACCCUUUGGAGACCCCCACUCCCGUGCCCAAGCCACCCGCCACGGCCGUCAACGACCUCGUCAAGGCAGUAUUUAGUGACACUUCUGGAUGCUUCGACCAACUCCUCGAGAUCUCAGCCUCCGAGUUCUUCAAGGCUCUACCCUUGACCGAAGAGUGUAUACAGCAGUGCAGCAUUCGGAUGACGAAGAGGCCGGACCGUGAUGUGGAUGCAGAAGCCUGGAGAAGCUAUUACGUAUUCGUCGCCAAGGCUUGCCAGGUCCUGGGGAUUGCCAUUGAACCUAGGGAGGUUCGGCAGCAGGUUCUGAAGGUCAUGCUGGAGGCCUUCCCGGAGAAGCGGAUACAAGUGGCAUUUGAGAGGAUAUAUGAAGACGAUAAGUGCGCAUCGAUCGACGUCGCUGAGUUCGUGAAGGAGGCGGCGGCCAAAGGCAUGCGGUCUGUCCAGGCCUGGGCAUUAGGGCAUUGUCUGGGGGAUUACCAGGAGAUGCUAGCAUGCUAUUUGGACGCGCCACAGCUCAGCGAGGAUAUAUUCGACGAUAUCAUACGUAGUGAUGACCCGCAGAUCUCUCGAGGCAUCCGGACGGCUGCGCUGGCGUUGGUCCGAAGGCUCAUAGAAUUGAACCCGGCAGAGACUGGGCGGCUCUUUAUGGAUGGCACUCUUGAAUUGGAGGAGUCGACCGGGCCUGUUGUGAAGCUCGGGGACAUUUCUGAUGACCUCUACUGCGCAUUUUUAUUGCCGCUCUUGAACCCAGACUCGUCGUGGCGGAACGCUGAGGGUCGGAGGAAGUUCUAUCGCGCCCAUGCGAUGACCGGGCUGGAGCUGCUACUACGGACUGAUCGCCAGUCGGGCGUCUCGAAGUUCCUACUUAGAGCUGAUAAGGACGCUAUACCGCUGGACCAGGCACGAGAGCUGUGCCAGAGGUACUCGAGCGUUCAGGGCAUGCUCUGCCUGUGUGAGAAGGCCGAGGACGAUGAUGGUGCUGUGACCACUGUAUUGGACGCUCUAGCCAAGGCUCAGGAGGAGUCUCAUAAACUCGAGUUGGUCUCGCUAGCAGCGGACUUCACCCUCAGGCGAGCGGAGAAGCUCCAGCCAGAGCAAAUUUCUAAGCUUUGGAUGCCCUGUUUGGCGAUGGCAUGCGACGACUUGCAGAUUUCGGAGAUGCUCCUACGCAAGGGGGGAGUAUUGGAUUUGGUACCCGUGGGUCAGUCUAUUGAGACGCUGCUUCGGAAGCGGCCGGGUCGACGGGUUGAUGAUGAUGCCCUACGGAAGCCUCUGGUGAGCCUCUUGGGCGGUAUUGGCUUUUCCUACUCGUUGGCAGAGGCGACCGAAGAUAUAUGCCGACAGGACGCUAGUAAGCUGUUCUCUGACUUGGUGUCUCGGCAGAGUCGUGCCCUCAGCGUGGGCUCGGUCCUCUGUCAAGGUUGUCAGAGGCCCCUGGUGGGUGAAGGGAAUAUCUCUGGCAAGGUCACCAUUUUCGACUGUGGCCAUACGUAUCACGACAAGUGCUGCCAGCCCGAGCCUGACGAGAUGAACCCGAGUCCAACACUGAGGGAGUACAGGGUUACCCUCGGUGGUAUCUUCUUUUUAAUGUAUCGGUCGUAUCGUCGGCUCUGUGCGGUGAUGAGGGUGGCUGGCCCUUCCGAAGCGGGUCAGCAGAUGGAGAUUCGGCGGCUCCUCAAUACGUGGGGGAAAGCGGAUCUUGUGGACAACGUCGAGGCCCUGUGGAGGGACCAGGCCCUGAAUGAUCGGAACAAAGUCCAUGCUGUGUACCGCCUGGUGUCGGUCAACUGUGAAGAUUCCUCUAAGCUGCUGGAGAGGAUUCUGGACGAGGUUGUAGUAGAGGUCGAGGGCGGUCGCUUUUCUCAUCCACAGUCUGUGGCCCGGCUCUGCUACUGCUGGGCGAAGGCUCGUCCCUCUACACCGCUGCCGGAGUGCCUUUCGGCUGUCCUCUGUGACGACAAGCAGGGAGCCCGUGGCCGGCGAAUAGGACGGCUCAACUCGGGAACGCUAGCGGGACUACUGUGGGCCUAUGCCAAGACCCCUGGGACGGCUGGGCACGAAAGUGUCUUCUCCGUGGCAUCAGAGCAUCUUGCUACUAACCUGACCUCCCUGAGUGGUACGCCAAUACGGGAGGUAUGUAUUAUGCUGUGGUCAUUCGCGGCCUUUUGGAAGCACCGCCGUCCAGAGCCUCUGCCGUUUGAACUCCUACUUGCCUUAGCUAGUAGAAUCCUGUCGGACCCAUCAGCCCAACCGCGGGAGAUGGCCAGCGCGCUGUGGGCAGUGGCGACCCUUGAGCUCUGGAGAGGUGACCAGGACCGAGCUGUAGUGCCGAUGUUACGACAGGCUAUAGAGGCAAUGCUCCCCGGGUGGCCAUAUGGAUUUCCUACGAGGGAGUUCAGCAACGUACUAUGGGCGGUCACCAGGACAGAAAGUCUGGUGAACUCGAUGGAGGUACGGCAGCUGAUGGAAUCGGCGUGUCGGCUCAUCCUGGGUCGAGGGGGAGGGAGACCUUGGAAGGUGGAAGAGCUCGCGAUGGUCGCUACUGCUCUGUCGGGUUAUAUAGGGAAAGUGGAGAAGGAAGACCGGCACGCCACUGAGGCGCUGGUCACAGUUAUGAACUCAGUCGCUUCCGUCGGCUCAGUGGACGGCAACCUAGCGACAUUCGCUCAAGCCAUGCUGCCCGUGGCGGACCGAGUCGAUCAGGCUGCCAAGGCCAAGCUGCUGGUCACGGCAGAGGAAGCCUUGAAGGCUUCUAGGUUGGACACUACGGCUCUGAUCUCCGUGAUUGACCUUUUCGGGGAGGAAUCUCCAUCUGCGGCUCUCGAGGCGGCCUGGAAGGCAGCCAUAGGACUAGUGCUACGGCACAUCAGGGAAGGCCGGCCGGUCGAGAUCCGAUCACUGGGCAGUGCAGGAGCGCGGGAGGUGUGUAAACAGCUGGGGGUCCUGGGGGCUCCUAGCGACCUUCCAGGAAAUCUUCAGGCUAAACUCGUUGGCCAUCGCUUCGCCUCAGUCGUGGAGUACGUCCUUACACCAGAGGAUGGCGAUGGGGAGUCUGUUUCUGGCCCGCCCACGGUCUUCCUCCCAGUGCCUCAGAAUACCUCUUCUGUCACAGUGCUGACGCCCUACCAUCACGGCUGGGUCCGCAACACCGAGCCAGACUUCAGAGCUCUAGAGGAGGUGGCGCGAGUAUUGGAGGCCCAUCGAGACACCCACGACUGCGGCUGGGUGAGGCUGGUCCUCAGCCGGGCACCAUGCGUGUCCAGCCUGGCUGCGAUGGCUCAGUUCGUGGAAAGGCGUGAUCUAGAACACGAGCAAUCUUUCUAUGGCCGCCGCUUCGGUGACUCUGACGGCCGUGACGGUGGUACGGGAAGCAUGGCCUCGGCACUCCUGCUUGUUGUCCCCGGUUGA